Molecule: messenger RNA, 822 nt
Organism: Heterostelium album PN500
Lineage: Eukaryota; Evosea; Eumycetozoa; Acytosteliales; Acytosteliaceae
Exons: 2
Coding region: 1-822 (273 amino acids)
Source: RefSeq, a predicted model, not a curated record
AUGUUUAAAUAUAUUUUCUUAACAUUGGCAGUACUUGCCAUUACCACUCACUUGGUCGAAGCAAAUGCUGGUUUUAUCACUCCACUACCAAGAAUUAAAUGUACCGAGAAGGAUCAUGCAGGUUGUAAUAUUAAAACUCCAUGUGUAACAAGAUCUACACCAAUGGUUAAUGCCGUUUAUUUCAAAGAAGCAAUUAGUAUUGCUAUCUACCAAAAGGAUUCUCAUGCCACUUCCAACUCAACCAAUACCUAUACUAUCCAAUUUUUCCCAGAUGGUUCCGAUACCGGUUACCAAUUGACUACUUUCAACCAGAACAAGAAUAUGACUGAUAAGACCAGCUACAAGUUGACCAUCGAUCCACUCAGCACCUUUGAAGACAUGAGAAACGAAGAGAUCGUUCCAUUCAAGGAUGGUAUCUCAUUGGGUUAUCUCCAAAUGACAUUCGAUACUCGUGUCAAUGGUGUCAACGUUUCCUACUAUUCAUGCGCCGACGUUAUGAUCUCCAAAGAGAAGAUCGCUCCAUCCAAGGGUUCAAUCUACACUGUCAACGGUGUCAUCACUGUUGCCGACCCAGAGAAUGGUGAUCCAAUCGGUAACUCCAACAUCGAUGCCCGUAAUCAAACCAUCGAUCUCCAAGACUUGGUAAAUGUUGAAGAUCAAGCCAAGAAAGGAAACUCUGCUGAAGUCAAUGCUGACCAACAAAGUGAAGCUUCAAAUCACAAAGAUAAGAACUCUGCCAUUGGAACCUACUCCACCUCCAAUGUUUUCAUCAUUGUUACCACUAUUACUUCACUCUUUUUAUUCUCCAGAGUUUGGAACUAA